CAUGCGCCGCUGGUCCCCUCAUCGGCUAAUGCAGUGAAUAGAGUGAGAAUCAUCCCGAGUAAAGACGGCUGUUGACCUUGCUGCGCCAUGGCCCAGUAUGGGGGACAGAAGAAUCCACCAUGGGCAACCCAGUUUUCUGCCACAGCAGUGUCCCAGCCGAGCCACUCAGGACCAUCACUGGACCUCAAUAGUUUGCACUCUCUUGGCGUACAACAACCCUCUCUCCUGGGGGCUUCGCCCUCAGUUUACUCCCAGCAGACCGCCUUGGCUGCUGCCUCUCUCAGCAACCAAUCUGCUGCAAACUAUCAGCUGACUCAGCAAACUGCUGCAUUGCAGCAGCAAGCUGCAGCAGCUGCUGCUGCCGCUGCUCUUCAGCAGUCUCAGAUCAAUUCAGCGCUCCAGCAGUAUCAGCAACAGCAGCAACAGCAACAACCCCAGCAGCCUCCUCAGCAGCCGCUGUACAGUGUUCCUCAUCAGCUUCCUCAGCCACAACAAGCACUAAUUUCACAGCCUCCAGUUGCCAUGGCCACCAGUCUCAGUCUGUCCAACCCUCAGCAGACAGCCCAGAUAACCGUGUCCUACCCAACUCCGCGCUCAAGCCACCAGCAGCAGACUCAGCCGCAGAAGCAGCGAGUCUUCACUGGUGUCGUCAACAAACUGCAUGACACUUUUGGCUUCGUAGAUGAAGAUGUUUUCUUUCAACUGAGUGCUGUGAAAGGGAAGACACCCCAGGUGGGUGACAGAGUCCUGGUGGAAGCUGUGUACAACCCCAACAUGCCCUUUAAGUGGAACGCCCAGCGCAUCCAGACAUUACCUCAGCUCGCCAAUCAAUCACAUCAGCAGCAAGCUCAGCCAUUACCUCAAGCUUCCCCACAACUUGGCGGUCUGUACAAUGAGCCAGGGAUGCAGCUGCGCUAUUCUGACAUGCAUCCUCCUGCGGACAACAGACAAAAUAGUCAGCCCCAGCCUCCCAAUAUUAUGAAGCCAGCUCCCAGCAUCCUCCAGUCACUUCCUCCUCCAACCACUUUCAGUGUUCCAUCCCAGGCUCCCCCUCCCUCAUUGCUCCAGGCCCAACUGUCUGCUGCCUCGCUUGCCCCUCUCCUCCAAAACCCCCCUCAGCCUCUGCUGGCCCAGCCUCCACCCAAAGAUGUGUUUUCUGGAGGUCUGCUUGCUCCUCCAGUCAGAAUGAUUCCACAGCCACAACCUGUAAGGCGGAUUGAGCCUCCACCCCGAUUCCCCAAUCGUAAUGAUAGAGGUCCAGAGCUUAUCCUCCGGAAUAAAGAGGAUCGCAGCCGUGACAGAGAUCGUGAACGCAGACGGUCCAGAGAGCGCUCGCCGACACGCAAACGUUCCAGAGACCGCUCUCCAAGAAGAGAUCGGUCCCCCCGUCGACCCCGCCGGGUUGUUCCUCGUUACACCGUCCAGUUUUCCAAGUUCAGUUUAGAUGGUUCAAGCUGUGACAUGAUGGAGUUGAGGAGGCGCUACCAGAGCCUCUACAUUCCCAGUGACUUCUUCAACGCCGUCUUCUCUUGGGUGGACGUGUUUCCUUUAGCAAGACCCUUCCAGUUCAGUAACGCCUGCAAUUUUCACAUUUUGCAUAAAGAGGUGGAUCCUCUAAUGAAGAACACAGCCGUCCUGGACCCACCUGAUGCCAACCACACCUACAGUGCCAAGGUGAUGCUGCUGGCUAACCCCAGCUUAGAAGAGCUUUAUCACAAGUCAUGUGCUCUGGCUGAGGACCCUCAAGAAGUCAGAGAUGCUUUUCAGCACCCUGCAAGACUGAUAAAGUUUUUGGUGGGAAUGAGAGGUAAAGAUGAGGCCAUGGCCAUCGGUGGUCACUGGUCUCCCUCUCUGGAUGGAGCUGACCCAGAGAAGGAUGUGUCCGUCCUAAUAAGGACAGCCAUACGCUGUUGCAAGGCUCUCACAGGCAUAGAUCUUAGUCUGUGCACUCAGUGGUAUCGUUUUGCAGAGAUUCGCUAUCAUCGGCCGGAGGAGACACACAAGGGGCGGACAGUCCCCGCUCAUGUGGAGACAGUGGUUUUGUUUCUUCCGGAUGUUUGGCAUUGUCUUCCUACCCGCUCAGAGUGGGAGGUGCUGUCACGGCGACUCCGGGAGCAGCUGUCUGAGAAGCUAGCAGCCGAGCGAAAGGAGGCAGAUGGAGAACAGGACGAAGAGGACAAGGACGACGAUGAGACGAAGGACAUCAGCACCCCGACGCACUGGGCUAAGCUUGAUCCGAAAUCCAUGAAGGUGAACGACCUGCGACGGGAACUGGACUGCCGCUCUCUCAGUUCAAAGGGUCUGAAGUCCCAGCUGAUCGCUCGACUCACCAAGCAGCUGAAGGUGGAGGAGCAGGUGGAGGAGGCAAGAGAGCCAGAGAAGCCGGACCUGAAAGUACCAGAGGAAGAAGAGCUGUCUCGUCCUGAGGAAGACAAAGAGGAGGAGGAGAGGAGAAAGCAGGAGGAGCUGGAGCGCCAGCGGAGAGAGAGGCGCUACGUCCUGCCCGAUGAACCCACCAUUCUUGUUUACCCCAACUGGGCAGCCAAGAACGGCAAGUUUGACUGCAGCGUGAUGUCGCUGAGCGUGCUCCUGGACUACAGGCUGGAGGACAACAAGGAGCAUUCAUUUGAGGUGUCCCUGUUUGCUGAGCUUUUUAAUGAGAUGCUUCAGAGGGACUUUGGGUUCCGUAUUUUUAAAGCCCUGGCUGCGAUUCCUACCAAGGAGGACAAGAAGGACAAAGAGAAGAAGAAUAAGAAAGAGACAGAAAAACGGGACGCGGAGAAGCGAGACUUCAAAAAGGAGAAGGAAGAUGACGGCGAGGAGCCGAUGGUGAAGAAAUACAAAGACGAGGACGAGGAGAAGAGGAAGCAGUCUGAAGAAAAGGUCCUGAAAAAGGAGGAAUCACGUGAUGAAGACGACGACGAUGAAGGCAGCACAGCAAACGCUGAGGAGUACGACCCGAUGGAGGCUGAAGACGACGAUGACGACGAUGAUGACAAGGAUGACGAGGAUUCACUCGACAGAGAGCGGAGGGAGCGCAAGGAUGACCGGAAGUCGUCCAAAGAGAGGUCUUCUAAGGAUAAGGAGAAGAAGCAGAUGGUCACCCACAACAAGGAUCUGCUGAUGGCAUUUGUUUACUUCGACCAAAGCCACUGUGGCUACCUGCUGGAGCGAGACCUGGAGGAGAUCUUGUACACACUUGGGCUGCACCUUUCCCGCGCUCAGGUGAAGAAGCUACUGAACAAGCCGGUGGUGCGAGAGACCUGCUUUUACAGAAAGCUAACGGACAGAGACAAGGACGAGGCGGCGGCUUCUGUGAAUGAAUUACAAAUGGAAAGUCUUCUUGGCAACAAAGCUUUUCUUCCUGUUCUGAAAGCCGAACCACAAUCCAGUGAGUCCAGUGAUCUGGUCAUGUUCAACGGCGCCGUGGUGGACGUGGCUAGCAUGAUGCAGAAGCUGGAGAAGAGUGAGAAGGCCAGAGCAGAAAUCGAGCAGAAGAUGAUGCUUCAGGAAGCCCAGAUGGAGUUGGAAGCAAAAGCCAAGCUUCAGCUGGAACAGUCCAACAAGUCUCUGUCCUCGUCGUUGGAGGAGGUGAGCAAGAGUCUGGUCCAGACGGAGCAGGAUCUGAGCACCAUGGAGGAGCUGAAGAAGCUUUACCAGGCUCAGUUCAGGAAGACCUGCCGCACCCUGAUGGACUCGGUCAGAGGGAUGCUGGAAGUGAUGAAGCAGGACAAAGACGAAGAGGGCUUUAAAGAAGAGCUGCUCUCCGACCGACUCCUCUCCUCCAUGAUGUCGCAGACGAACGGAGCGGACGAACAAAGCCAAGACUGACAAACGGCCACUAAACUAGUGCUGUUUGGACCUAGCGCUGCAGCUCCACCUGUCUUGUUUCUUGUACGGAGGAUUUUAACUGAGGAAGCCCACUGUUUGGUAACUGUGUUGUCAGUCCGCUGCAGGUCUGUGUCCAGGAUCUUGUUUUCUAACCAGCAAUAACGAUGCUAUUUAUGUGCGAGAGGAUUCAUCAAACAUAUUUAAUAGAAACUAAUUUUGGAUGGAGAAGGUCGAUCAAGUGACGUUGCCUCCAUUUGCUGCUGCUGCUGCGUUGAAUAAAAACUUGAAGUUUGAUGUUUGCCUCAACCAA
Molecule: messenger RNA, 4141 nt
Organism: Synchiropus splendidus (mandarinfish)
Lineage: Eukaryota; Metazoa; Chordata; Actinopteri; Syngnathiformes; Callionymidae
Gene: ccar1
Product: cell division cycle and apoptosis regulator 1
Exons: 26
Coding region: 88-3831 (1247 amino acids)
Biological process (GO): regulation of DNA-templated transcription
Cellular component (GO): nucleus
Source: RefSeq, a predicted model, not a curated record